Molecule: messenger RNA, 1215 nt
Organism: Schistocerca serialis cubense
Lineage: Eukaryota; Metazoa; Arthropoda; Insecta; Orthoptera; Acrididae
Product: odorant receptor 43a-like
Exons: 4
Coding region: 1-1215 (404 amino acids)
Biological process (GO): detection of chemical stimulus involved in sensory perception of smell; sensory perception of smell
Cellular component (GO): plasma membrane
Molecular function (GO): odorant binding; olfactory receptor activity
Source: RefSeq, a predicted model, not a curated record
AUGAACGCCGGUGCCAGUAGAUACGGGGGCUACAGCGACGCGCCACUGACGCGCGACUACGCAUCCGGCUCGGUACUGAAACACAGCCUGCGCCAGCUCAACUUCCACGGCAUGUGGCCGCUGCCCGGUUCCUGGCGUUUCCACGCCUUCAGCGCCACUGUGUUCGCACUUGGAGUCGGCAACUUCUCGCAGAUCGCGCUCGGCGUCUACUCCAGCUGGGGCGACCUGCAGGAGCUCACCAUGGCCUUCUCCAACACCUUCACCGUCUUCAGCGGCAUCCUGAAGAUGACGCACUUCCUGAGGAACCACCGCCGCUACUGCGCACUCGUCCGCCUCACGGACAACCUUGCCGCCUUGCAGCAGACACACUGCGAGGUUGACGACGGCAUGGCGGCCAUCUCCCGCGACUCGCUGAAAGUCGCUUAUCGCCUCCCGCUCGCCGUCUACGCCUAUAUCGCACUGCUGUGUGUCAUAUGGUUCCCCAUGCCGCUCAUCGUGGAGCCUCACAGUCAUAAACUGCCCUUCAUACAGCUUCAUUACUGGAUUAAUCGGACCAGUUUUCCUGUUUACGAAACUUCGUUUCUUUUGCAGGACAUUUCUUCCUUCUUCUUCAUCUUCAUCAGCACUGGCUUGGACUGUUUCUUCGCGGUCAUCAUGGUCCACGUCACACUUCAGCUGAAACUGCUAGUUUAUCGCAUUACUGAUAUUAGAUUACGUGACGCAUCCACGAUUGCUGACGUGUCUGAGGUUCGCCACGGCUACGAUGACAAUGAAGCGCACGAAGCAAUGUACAAAGAACUGUGUCUCUGCAUAGAGACCCACCAGAAAAUCUUAGGGUUUGUGAAGUACCUGGAGAGUGUCAUGAAUCCCAUUGCUCUUACACAGUUCGUAUUCAGUGUGUUGGCUGCUUGCGUGACACUGUUCCAAGAGACAUACGUGCUGGAAUCAUCAGCGACUGACUGUGUUCCUCCCUUGCCUGCUCGCCAGGGGGAGGCGGUGUGCGCAGCCGCCUACAACAGUUCAUGGUUCGACGUAAACGCUCGCUUCAAGCGCAGCAUGAGGAUCCUGAUGUGCCGCGCCCAGAAGCCACUGUUGCUCACGGCGGGACGCAUGUACCCCAUCAGCAGGGCUACAUUUGUAUGGCUGGUGAACGCCUCGUACAAGUACUACGCACUGCUGCGGCAGCUCCACAGCCGGGACAGCCAGAGGAGCUAG